Molecule: messenger RNA, 7760 nt
Organism: Condylostylus longicornis
Lineage: Eukaryota; Metazoa; Arthropoda; Insecta; Diptera; Dolichopodidae
Gene: Utx
Product: lysine-specific demethylase 6A
Exons: 12
Coding region: 77-3559 (1160 amino acids)
Biological process (GO): regulation of gene expression
Cellular component (GO): MLL3/4 complex
Molecular function (GO): histone H3K27me2/H3K27me3 demethylase activity; chromatin DNA binding; RNA polymerase II cis-regulatory region sequence-specific DNA binding
Source: RefSeq, a predicted model, not a curated record
AAGAGCAUUUCAAGAAUUAUUAUACGUUUGUCCGGAAUUCGCACGUGCCAAUGAAGCUCACCUGCGUCUUGGAUUUAUGUUUAAAGUAUUUGGUUGGUUUGAAUCAUCAUUAAAACACCUGCAAACUGCUUUAGUUGAUACAUCACCGUGCACCUUUACAAAACUUCAAAUACGAUUUCAUAUUGCUCAUCUGUAUGAAGUACAAAAUAAACAUAAAGCUGCUAAAGAAGCUUAUGAACAGCUUCUCUCUGAAAAGGAGCUGACACCGCAAUUAAAAGCACUUUUAUUUCGUCAAUUGGGAUGGAUGUAUCAUUGUGUAGAAUCAUUGGGUGAAAAAAGACAGCGUAGUUCUAUUGCAAUACAGUGUUUAAAUAAAUCUAUAGAAUCUGAUCCUAAAUCAGGACAAUCAUUAUAUUUGUUAGGAAGAUGUUUUGCCAGUAUUAAUAAAGUUCAUGAUGCGUUUAUAGCAUACAGAAAUUCUGUAGAAGAAACUGAAGGUAACGCUGAUACCUGGUGUUCAAUUGGAGUAUUAUAUCAACAACAAAAUCAACCAACAGAUGCUUUACAAGCUUAUAUAUGUGCUGUGCAAUUAGAUAAAAAUCAUCGUGCUGCGUGGACAAAUUUAGGUAUUUUAUAUGAAAGCUGUAGUCAACCAAAAGAUGCACUAGCAUGUUAUAUAAAUGCGACUAGAGCAUUAGAUUCAAAUUCAGAUUCACCAUUAACUUUAUCUAUUAAUAAUUCGAAUUUAUUAUCACAUACACAAUCAUUAUCAACAUUAUCGAAAAAGCAGCUAUUAAAGGAUAUAACAACAGGUGGUGGUGUUGGUGGCAAGCCACAAAAUUUAUUACAAAGAAUACAAUUCUUGCAAACGCAAUUAGCUCAAGCUCCUAUGCCGAGCAUAACGUCUAAAAGACGCCAGUUGUUCUCAAUAGAAGAGGCCUGGAAUCUGCCAAUAUCAGCUGAAAUGAGCUCACGUCAACAACAGCAACAACAACAAAUUCAACAACAUCAAAACGUUCAUCAAGCCAACCAGUCACAUCAUCAGCAAAGGCAAUAUUCAAAAGGUUAUGUACCGGCUCAACAAGGACCUCCUCCCCCAUAUCCAAAUCAAGGGGUCAAUUCACAAAUUCCACCAAAAAGGUUCAAACCGAAUGAUGACUCCGCAAACGGUAACAGACCCGGACAACCCGCAAUAUAUUUAUCUCAGCAGCAAAUGCAAAUGUUACAAUUUUUGCAACAAAAUCAGAGUAAUCUAAAUCCUCAACAAACACUUUUAUAUCAACAGUUGAGUAAUCAGUAUAGAUUAAUGACACAACAUCAGCAACAAAUAAGAAUACAGCAACAGCAGCAACAACAGCAACAAUUACAUCAACAGCAACAGACAAUCAUACAGCAAAGUGGUGUUUUCCAACAACCACAAACAACUGCUGGUGUUCGAACUCCACAAUCUGAUCAAAAUGCCAAUUUUAAUUUAAACAAUUUUUCAGCUGCGACGGCAAAUACACAGCCAGCCGCAGUUAUUCCACACAAAUCAGCAAAUAAUAAUGAUUUUAAAUUAAACGAUCAACACAAUCAAACUUUGUACGAAUUAUCAAAUUCAAAUGAUUUUACACAAAUUCCACCGUCAAAUGAUAAUGAUUUAGGCGUUACAGAUCAAGAACUUCAGGCUUUAUUGUCACAAAAAGACUUAGCUGAAGAUAUUUUAAAAACGUUGGCGUCCGAUGGCUUAGAUAUUAAAGAAGAAUUAGACGCUGAUGAUUUAAGUGAUUUAACAAAUAGCAGUAGCAAUUUUAUGCAAACAACAACUCCAACAAAUUCCUCAACCCUCAGAAACAAAUCUCCACCCAUAAAAUGUGAAGCUACUUCGACUUCAUCGUCUUCAAUGUUUUCAUCAUCUGUUGGUGCCACCGUUCGAGAUGAAAUUAAGUUUGAAUCACAUCUGAAAUUUGAAAAAAUUGGUAGUGAAGAUGAUGAUGAUGACGACGAUAGUCCGCCAGUUUUUACUACACUUAUGAGUAGCAAACAAUUAAUAGAAGGCGUUAAAAAACUCGGUACACUUGACCCGCCACCAGCAUGUUCAGUAUUAUCAAUAGAAGCAAAACCACCAAUACCUCCUGAAUGCCCUCCACAAAGGUUAACACGUGAACAAUUAUUACCUCCAACACCGUCUGUGCAUUUAGAAAACAAAAAACACGCGUUUAGUCCGCAACUGCAAGAAUUUUGUUUAAAGCAUCCAAUUGCUGUCGUUAGAGGGUUAGCUGGCGCGUUAAAGUUAGAUUUAGGUUUAUUUUCGACGAAAACACUAGUGGAAGCAAAUCCUGAUCAUAGUGUUGAAGUAAGAACACAAGUUCAUCAAUCACCGGAUGAAAAUUGGGAUGCAACACAAGGCAAACGAGUGUGGCCAUGCAUAUCACAUAGAUCUCACACAACUAUAGCUAAAUAUGCACAAUAUCAAGCUUCAAGUUUUCAAGAUAGUUUAAAGGAGGAACGCGAUAAAAACUCUGGAGUGCAAACAAUGUCAGAUUCAGAUUCGAAAGAUUCUGUGACAAAUGUUUCAAAAACAAAAAAAGUCAAACUGAACAAGAAUGGCAAUAAAAUGUUAAGAUUUGGCACUAAUGUCGAUUUAUCUGAUGAAAAGAAAUGGAAAGUUCAACUUCAAGAGUUGCAAAAACUACCUGCAUUUGCACGUGUCAUAUCAGCAUCUAAUAUGCUCUCUCACGUUGGUCAUGUUAUAUUAGGCAUGAAUACUGUUCAAUUAUAUAUGAAAGUUCCUGGAAGUCGUACGCCGGGACAUCAAGAAAACAACAAUUUUUGUUCAAUUAAUAUAAAUAUUGGUCCGGGGGAUUGUGAAUGGUUUGGUGUACCAGACUCAUAUUGGGGAGGCAUACAACAAUUGUGCGAACGUAAUAAUAUUCACUAUUUGCACGGCUCCUGGUGGCCUGUAUUAGAAGAUUUAUACAGGGAAAACAUUCCAGUAUAUCGUUUUAUACAAAGGCCGGGAGAUCUUGUUUGGGUGAAUGCAGGUUGUGUCCAUUGGGUUCAAGCGGUUGGUUGGUGCAAUAAUAUUGCGUGGAAUGUUGGUCCAUUAACAGCAAGACAGUAUUCAUUGGCUAUUGAACGUUACGAAUGGAACAAAUUACAAAACUAUAAAAGUAUAGUUCCAAUGGUCCACUUAAGUUGGAAUUUGGCAAGAAAUAUAAAAGUAUCGGAUCCAAAAUUAUUUGAAUUGAUAAAAAUGUGUUUGUUGUCAACCCUUAAAAAUGUGAUACAUACUCUAGAAUAUGUGAAAUCUAAAGAAGUUGAAGUGAGAUUUCAUGGACGUGGUAAAAAUGAAGCAUCUCAUUAUUGUGGUCAAUGCGAGAUUGAAGUAUUCAACGUUCUUUUCAUACGGGAAGCCGAAAAACGGCAUGUUGUACAUUGUUUAAAUUGUUCAAGAAAACAAUCACCCAAUUUACAAGGGUUUGUCUGUUUAGAAGAAUAUAGAUUAACUGAGUUAACCCAAAUUUAUGACGCGUUCACAAUAUUUAAACCUCCGGGCAAUAAUAUAAGUAAUGUUUAAUAUUAAAGUAAAUAUUAAAUGAAUUUUAGUUGAAUUUUGUUUAAACUAAUGAUUUUACAUUAAAUGUAAUAAUACUUUUACUAUAAUUUACAAUUGUAUUUGAAUGUUCAUUUAGUUUUAAUGCCAUUAAACAAUUAAAUUCAUUCAAAGAUUUCUGUACAAAAACAAAAUCAAAUUUAUUUAUUUCUGUAUGUUAUUAUAUUUAAAUUUUAUAUUUUAGUUUUCUCUAUUAUUUUAUUUUUUUUUUGUACAAAUCUUAUAUUUUUAUCCGGUUGACUAAUUUUGUUAAUUAAAUAAUAUAAAAAUUAUAUAAAUGUACAGCUAAGCUAAAUUGAAAAUUAUAAGAAUGAAAAUUGUAUGUAAAUAAAAACUUUUACUUAAAAGAAAAUUUUUAAUCGUAAAAUAAGCAUGACAAUUGCGAUAUUUUGUCAUAAAAAUUUAUUCAUUUCAAUUUAAUUUAAAUCAUACUUCUUAAUGUAUUAUCAAAUAUAGAUAACUAAAAAGUGUAAAAACAUACUUAUUUUAGUCUUAUUUUAUAAUACUUAUAAAUAAGCUAAUUCUUAAGAAUCAAGCAAAAAAAUAUAUAUGCAUAAAUAGAACGAUAUAUUAAUGAUCUCAAAAUAAAAAAAAAUAAAAAUAUAUUAAAAGUACAUAUAUUUAAAAAGUGUGUUUUAUAUUAUACAAUUUUCUUUUAUGAAAAUUGAAGAAAAAAAAUUUUGUACAUAGAAAAUUUAUUAAGUAUAGUAUAAAAACAAAGUAAGAAAAAAAAAAACGACAAAGUGGUUGCGUUAAUACACCAAAGUAGAGCUAAAAUUAUCUAUAAAAUGUACAUUUUUUUCUUAUUUAGAAAACAAAAUCAUUCGCAAUAUAUUUAUACACAUACAUAAUAAUUCGUUUUUAGCUCAAAACGUAUUUACUGUCCAUAAUCAUUUAAGACUAAUCGAAUGAAAAUAAAAUGUAUCUUAAGCAAAAAAAAAAAAUUUUAUAUGUAAAUAAAAUAUUGAUAAUUUGGAUCAUAUCUUAAUUUAAUUAUAAUUUGAAAUUAUUCACCUUCUUCAUUUAUGUAUUAACAAAUGUAUACAACCAAGGAAACAAUAAAAUCAUUAACAAUUAAAAAAUGUUUUUAGAAUAAUUUUUUUUUUGGUUAAAAGCUAAUAUUAUUAGGAAAUAAUUUUUGAAUAUGUCAAUAACUUUUUAGAUAUAUAUUUGCAAAUUAUCACCACAUGGUACAACAUACCGUGGUCAAAUGCAACAUUGAUAAUUAUUACUCAUUUUUUUAAAAAUCAAAAUUGCAAGUCAAAGUUAAUAGGUAUACGCUCAACUUAAAUUUUUUAUUAAAUUCAAUGGGUUUAAAUUACAAAAUUUAAAAUUUUAUUUCUUUUUUUUUCUGAAUGUUAUACAAUGAAAUGAUGGGAAAAAAUUAAAAACUAAGAUGAUUCAAAUUUUCAAUAUUUUGAGUAAAAAAAAAUAAACAAAAAGCGCAAAAAUUACUUUAAAAUUUAGUUUUUAAAUAAAUAAAAAAAUCGGUAUUUUAAAUUAAACAAGAAAAACAAAAAUCUGUAGGUGCUUUUUAAAAAAAAUUAAUAAAAGAAUAAAAUAUAAAUUUGAAAUAAAAAUAAUGUAUAAUAAUAUUUUAAUAUAAUCGUAUAAUUCGAUCUUCUUGAUUUUGUCAGUUUCAAUUUCAGCGAAAAACCGCGCGCCGUUCUAAGCUCAAAAUAGAGGUUUCAUGAUUUUGUAAUAAAAAAGGCAGAAAUAAAGCAAUUUUUUUAUAUAUACAAAGAAAAUUAUAAAAAAAAAGUAGUUACUUGGUUUUAUAAACCAUCGGAAAAACACAACUUUUAAAACUGUUCUAAAACAAUUUUUUCCUCCAGUUAAAUAUUUAGAUUUCAAAAAUUAUAUGAAAAAAAUAACGCUUACCCAUAUUUCGAAAAAUUGAAAGUUAACAUUACCUCUUGAAGAAAAGUGCGUUCAGCUCUGCUGAUAAUUUAUUUGAAACAAUGGCAAACCACUGCGUUCUUAUCCACAUUCAAAUUAAUGGUUUUAAAAAAAUGGAAAAAUUAAUAGAUUUUUUUUUUUUGAAUUAACAAUAUUUCUUUGUUUUUGUUCUUUCGCAAGUAGAGAGAAUCCCAAUUCAUUAUUCAACAAUAUGUUUCGGAAAUAACAUGAGUUCUUCAAUCAAUAUUUUAUUCUAAGUUGUUUUAAACUUCAUGUAUACAACAAUAGAUAGAAUACAAUUUAUACAAAAGAAAAUUCUUUUAUUUCUUUUCAUUCUUUUUAAAAUUAGAUUUAAUAAUUCUUCCUUAAAAAUAAGAUAAAAAAAAAAAAAACAGAAAAAAUAAUUAAAAAAUUUUUUUAAAAGUAAUUGUAAAAAGGAGCAAAAAAUGUUUAUGAAAAGAACAAUGCAUAAAAAAAUGUAUGAAAAGUGUAAAAAGAAAAAAUAAACAAUAAUUAAAUAAGAAAUAAAAACAAGUUGAAAAUUUUAAUUAGGAAAUGAAAAUGACCAGUAAAUCACUGCCAAAAGAGAUUGAUCUUGGAAAUUUAAAUAAAUUAUAUAAAAAAAAAGAGUACAUAAUUAUAAAUAUAAAAAGAAAACAUAAAUUUCAAUAAUUCAUGUUCAAAAAUUUGUAAAUUUAAAAUAAUUUUUAUUAAUAUAGCAAGUUGGUACAAUAUUUUUUCUUUCAAUAACACUUAAUACGAUAAUUAAAUUUCUUAAUAUUCAUAUUCACCAGUUCUUAUAUAUUUUUUUUGAAUCAUUUGUUUUUAGAAAAUUUAAAACAUUUUAAUUACAAUUAAUCACUAUAUGAAGUUAAACUAAAAUUAAAAGUUUGUGAUGUUUUUAAAACAUUUUUUUUAUUUAAACUUUAAAGUGACUUUUUACUAUUUAAUGUUCAACUAAUAUCUAAUACCUUUAAUUAAUGAAAAAUUUUUUUUUCCAGUAACUUUUUAAAUAUCCAUAGUUUAAUUAUUUGCAUUAUUAAUUCUAAAUUAUAAAAAAAUAAUAAUAAAUUGAAACUAUAUUUGAAACAGAUAAAUUGAAAUUUUUGCAAAGUAAAUUAACUUUUAUGAUAAAACCUUUUAGCUGAAUUUAAAUUCAAAUUGCUGAUAUAUUUUUCAAAAUAAAUGUUGAUUUAUUAUUGCGGACAAGAAUAUGUUCAACUUUAGUCAAAAACAAAAAUUUUUUCCUUUUCCUAAGUUUUUGAUUACAAAACAUAAAAUCUGUUUUAGAAUCAUUAAACAACAAAUUAAAAAUUAAUAAUAUUUGGAAUUUCAUCGCAAAAAGUUGCCAAUUAAUAUUGAAUUUUUAUUAGAUAAUUCAGUUCUAACUUUCAUACUAAGUACGCAACUGUUAACUUUAAAACCUUAAACCUGCUCAAAACUCUAGUUAUUGAGAAGUAAGUGCAGUAUUGCAAAAUAAAUCAUUUUCCUCCAACUAAUGAAUGACCGAAGGAAAUUUUCGAUGCAAAAUUGACAAUCAUAUGUUUUUUAUUUUAUAGUUCGGAAAAUAUUUUAGAAAAUGUAUUGUUAUUCACAAAUUGAUCUUUAAUAAAACAACACACAAAAAUUAUAAUUUGAAUUAUUUUUUAAAUUAAAAUAAUAUUUUCGUUUUAAAUGUAAAUUUUAAAAUUUUUUUUUCGAGGAACAAAUAUUACAUACAACGUCUUCGUGGAGAGCAUAUUAUGCACUAGUGAAUUUUUUUUUUUUUUUGCAUAUAAAUUGUUGUGUUGGCAGUUACCUUUUGCGCUAACUAGUGAAGACCCCAAUAUUGUAUUUAAAAUUUUUUCGGCAUAAGUACCGCUUGCUAAUUAAUAUACUUAAAAUAAAUAAUUUUUAUAUUUUAAUUUGUAAAAAUUAAUUUUUUUUUAUUCAAUUACUACGAAAUAAACUAUUCAAAAAAUAAUUUGGAACAAAAUUUUUUUUUAAUAUUAAAGAAAAGAAAUGAAAAAUAUUUAUAAUUUUUUGUACAAAUGAAAAAGUUCUUUUUUUUUUUUUUGUUUUGUUUGGUUUGUUUUUUUUUCUUUUGAGGUUAAAAUAAUCAUUGUGUAUAAAAUUUAAAAAUGAAAAUGAAAAGUAUAAUAUAGAAGAAAAAAAAAACAAAACAUAAAUAAGGCAUAUAGAAUGUUAGUAAAUAGCAAAUUAAUUAUUGUAGAGGGAAACUUAAGUUGUGAGUAUGUAAGAGAAUAAUUAAAAUACAAAAAGUAAA